AUUUUGAUGAUAUGCAAGAAAUAGUAUAGAAGGAUUAGUGUUAUUCAUAUCAGAGUAUUGAGGUAGAGAGAUGAAUUAAAAAAAUAGUAAAACUUUAUUAAAAGUUAGCCAAUAAGAAAAUAGAACAAUAAAGAAUCUAGAUGAAGAUGUGUUCUACAUACUUAAUCCAUAAAGGAACAAUCCUAACAAAAAAUCAAGAAAUUAACUAGGUAUUUUAAGACAUAUGAGGAUCAGUAAACUUUUACUCAUAUUUGCAUAGGUGCAACAAAAAGUAACUGUUCAAUUGAUAGGAAAUGAAAUCUGAAAUUUGGAAGAUUACUUGUCCUAUGUAACCUAGCAAAGUGAAGGCUUGCAAAAAUACAUUCGGAAAAUUAUUCAUAUUCAUCAGAUAAAUAAUAAGUUGACACAUAAUCUCAAAAAAAUUUCAAUCUAGAUCAUUUUAAACCAAUUUGAAUCAACUACCUAAAAAUACUUAUACAAUAGAAGAUGCGGAAGUUAUUUGGAAGAAAAAAUAUAGUAUAAAAAAAAUUAUGAAUGCAAUUUCAGUAAACAAUGGCUAGAAGGAGAAAUUUGGGUUUUUAGAAGUAAUUUGAUAAUAUAAAUAAUUAAUAUGGAUAGAUUAAAAGAUAUCGAAAGUAUGGCGCAUGGACAUGCUGGUGCCUUGGCUGGUCUCUUUUCUACUUGCCUACUUUAUCCUCUUGAAAACAUCAAAACAAGAAUGGCUGCAUCAUAAUAAAAAGAAGUCAUACAAGAGGUCAUUAUUAAAGUUUGGGAUUAAGAAGGGCUUUGGGGAUUUUUUAAAGGAGUUACUCCUUUAGCAUUAGGCAACUAUAUUUCAUAUGGAGUCUACUUUUUUUGGUACACAUAUUAUAUUUUAUGAGAAGGUAUGAGUAUUUUAAACAUUUGUUUAAAACAGAUAUUUCAAAUUCAUUUGCCUUAAUCAAACCAUCAUUAGCAUCAGCUAUUCUCACAACAUUCGUAACAAAUCCGUUUUGGGUUGUGUAAUCGAGAAUGACAAUCAGCAAAGAUAACCUUAAUUUUUUUUAGAAGACCAAGUAAAUUAUUGAAAAAGAAGGAUGGGAGGCCUUAAUGAAGGGUUUAUAGGCCUCGCUUAUAUUAACAAUAAAUCCUAUAAUUCAAUUUGUUAUUUAUGAAGCAUUUAAAAGAAGAUUUUAAUAUGCAGAAAAUUAAGCCUUAGUUAAUUUUAUUGGAGGAGCAAUAUCAAAAGCCAUUUCCACAAUUUUAACAUAUGUUUAGAAUUUAUAGUUUAUUAUUAGCCUUAUCAACUUCUGAGGACAAAAACACAUAUCAAGAAAAAUAGUUCAAAAUCAUAUUUUUCAGCAGCUGAAAAGAUCCUAAAAAAUGAAGGGAUUCAAGGAUUAUUUAAAGGUGAACCAUUAUCAUUUAUUAUUUAGGAUUGACACCAAAAUUGUGUUAAUCAGUAUUAAAUUCAGCAUUUUUGCUUAUGUUUUAUGAAAAAAUAUAUGAAAUCAUCAAAUAAGGAAUAAUUCUUAUCAUAAUUGAAAUUUUGAAAUAUCGCAAGAAAAUAAGAAAACUUUAGAAGUUAAAAUGAU
This is a messenger RNA of Paramecium pentaurelia, 1574 nucleotides long. NCBI's taxonomy places the organism in Eukaryota, Ciliophora, Oligohymenophorea, Peniculida, Parameciidae. The record is from the annotation of a GenBank genome assembly.